AUGAUGCGUCAUCUUCCCGAUGGCAUAGUGACGCUAGUCACGGACAACGGAGCUGUUUCGGAGGCAUUCGCAGUGACCAACGGAGUGACGCAGGGCCGUGUUCUCGCGCCUACGUUCUUCAGUCUCAUGUCCUCUGCCAUGCUGAUGGACCAAGUCCGUCGCUGCACGGACACUCUUAAGAUCUCCCUGAAUCGUCUGCAGAUCAACCCAGCCAAUCGGGAAGACCUCGCCCGAGACCGGCCGACCAAGAGUCGGGCACUGACGACAGGCGCAGCGAUCUAG
Molecule: messenger RNA, 282 nt
Organism: Spirometra erinaceieuropaei
Lineage: Eukaryota; Metazoa; Platyhelminthes; Cestoda; Diphyllobothriidea; Diphyllobothriidae
Source: the annotation of a GenBank genome assembly